GCUCCGCAACUGGGAGAGCCGCGAGCGGCGCAAGGCCAAGGAGUACGAGAAGGAGCGCGAGCGCGAGCGCUGCCGCGAGGAGGAGCGCGAGCGCGAGGCCAAGCGCCUCAAGGAGUUCCUCGAGGACUACGACGACGAGCGCGACGACCACAAGUACUACAAGUGAGUGCCGCGAGGAGGAGCGCGAGCGCGAGGCCAAGCGCCUCAAGGAGUUCCUCGAGGACUACGACGACGAGCGCGACGACCACAAGUACUACAAGUGAGUGCCGCGAGGAGGAGCGCGAGCGCGAGGCCAAGCGCCUCAAGGAGUUCCUCGAGGACUACGACGACGAGCGCGACGACCACAAGUACUACAAGUGAGUGCCGCGAGGAGGAGCGCGAGCGCGAGGCCAAGCGCCUCAAGGAGUUCCUCGAGGACUACGACGACGAGCGCGACGACCACAAGUACUACAAGUGAGUGCCGCGAGGAGGAGCGCGAGCGCGAGGCCAAGCGCCUCAAGGAGUUCCUCGAGGACUACGACGACGAGCGCGACGACCACAAGUACUACAAGUGAG
Molecule: messenger RNA, 555 nt
Organism: Ostrinia furnacalis (Asian corn borer)
Lineage: Eukaryota; Metazoa; Arthropoda; Insecta; Lepidoptera; Crambidae
Exons: 2
Source: RefSeq, a predicted model, not a curated record